Molecule: messenger RNA, 4686 nt
Organism: Dromiciops gliroides (monito del monte)
Lineage: Eukaryota; Metazoa; Chordata; Mammalia; Microbiotheria; Microbiotheriidae
Gene: GPAT3
Product: glycerol-3-phosphate acyltransferase 3
Exons: 12
Coding region: 283-1599 (438 amino acids)
Biological process (GO): triglyceride biosynthetic process
Cellular component (GO): endoplasmic reticulum
Molecular function (GO): glycerol-3-phosphate O-acyltransferase activity
Source: RefSeq, a predicted model, not a curated record
CCUUUGGGAUCUCUCGCCAGAGGCCCCGGGAGUCCCAGUCUCCCAGCGCACUGUAAUUGGCGGAGCGGAGGGCGCGCCGGCACGUGCCUGCCUCCCUCCUGCGCCCCGGGGCUGCUUCCUCGGGGCCGCAGCGCAGGCUCUCUCUCGGGGAGGGGAGGGCGAGGACACCGAGGAGGAGGAGGAGGAAGGAAAUCGUCGCAGUCCGAGACUCUCUCCUCCGCCUCCUUCGCUCGGGGCCGGUGGCCACGGGCAGCGCCCACCGCCCCCCGGCCGGCCCGAGGUAUGGAGAGCGCCGAGCUGGCCGUUCAGGUCGUGGGCACCUGGCUCGCGCUGGUGCUGAGCCUCAUCCUCCUGCCCUCGGCGUUCGGAGUGUCGCUGGGCAUCUCCGAGGUCUACAUGAAGAUCCUGGUGAAGACCCUGGAGUGGGCCACAUUAAGAAUUGAGAGAGGCUCUCCAAAGGAAUCUGCACUUAAAACCUCAGCUUCUGGUGGUAUUAUCCAGAGAGAUGAGUCGCCUAUGGAGAAAGGGAUAUCUGGACAUCGAGGUGGGGACUUUGAGCUGUCUGAUGUGUUCUAUUUCUCCAAGAAGGGAUUUGAAGCCAUCGUCGAAGAUGAAGUGACCCAGAGGUUCUCUUCGGAGGAGUUGGUGUCUUGGAAUCUCCUCACCAGAACAAAUGUUAACUUCCAGUAUAUCAGCCUCCGGUUAACCAUGGUGUGGGGGCUGGGAGUUAUAGUGCGUUACUGCUUCCUUCUUCCUCUUCGCAUCACUUUGGCUUUCUUUGGGAUUAGUUUGCUGGUUAUAGGAACUACUGUGGUUGGGCAGCUCCCAAACAGCAGUAUAAAGACCUGGCUGAGUGAACUGGUCCAUCUCACUUGCUGUAGGAUCUGUGUCAGAGCACUCUCUGGUACUAUUCAUUACCAUAACAAGCAGUACCGACCACAGAAGGGAGGCAUUUGUGUUGCCAACCAUACUUCCCCAAUAGAUGUUCUGAUCUUGACAACUGAUGGAUGCUAUGCCAUGGUCGGUCAGGUUCAUGGUGGGCUGAUGGGAGUCAUUCAGAGGGCCAUGGUCAAGGCUUGUCCACAUGUUUGGUUUGAACGAUCAGAAAUGAAGGACCGACAUCUGGUGACUAAAAGACUGAGAGAACACAUUGCGGAUAAGAAAAAGUUACCCAUUUUAAUCUUUCCUGAAGGAACCUGUAUAAACAACACAUCAGUCAUGAUGUUUAAAAAGGGAAGUUUUGAAAUAGGAGGAACUAUAUAUCCAGUUGCAAUAAAGUAUAACCCUCAGUUUGGUGAUGCCUUUUGGAAUAGUAGUAAGUACAGCAUGGUGAACUACUUGCUUCGAAUAAUGACCAGCUGGGCCAUCGUCUGUGAUGUGUGGUACCUGCCCCCGAUGACCAGAGAGGUCAAUGAAGAUGCAGUACAGUUUGCUAAUAGGGUCAAAUCUGCUAUUGCCGUGCAAGGAGGAUUGACCGAGCUUCCCUGGGACGGAGGUCUGAAGAGAGCCAAGGUCAAAGAUACUUUCAAGGAGGAGCAGCAGAAGAACUAUAGCAAGAUGAUAGUUGGAAACGGGUCUGCAAACACCGAAUCGGAUUGAGUACAAAAACUAAAGCAGCUGCUUUUCCGUGCCGGCGGCAGAACACAGAGAUGAAUUUUUCAUUAUAACCUCAUUCCAUUGAAUUAUAUGGUCGUUUACUGGAAUGAAAUAGAUUCCACUAUGGGAAAAUGAAAAAGGAUUAAAAUGGUACUCCUUUGAAGAAUUAAUAUUGGACUGAAGUGCUGAUGUAGUCAAUCUUGAAAAGGAUGCUUUCUAAGGUUUCUUGGAAGUCCUUGUUCAUAAUAAUUUCUGAAGGAAUAACCAGAAUUCACCUUCUGAUUAGCUUUGCUUUCCCCCUCAUCCCUGCCGUCCCCAGAAAAAAAACACAAACAAAAAUACUCGUUACCUACAGUCCCUCUGGCAUCCUGGCAAACUUGAAUGCUCUUACCCCCAAAUUUGGAGAUGGCAUGUUUGGGGGGAGGGGGUUUCCAGAAACAAGAUUUGGCUGUACAAUGCCAGGGAAGUACACAUUUUGGGAUAGAAGUAGAAACAUUAUUUGUGGACCUCCACUUGUUCAAUGACCCCAACAUGGAAAAGUCAGUUGAGUCUAAGAGUGCUUAUCAAAACAAAGCACCUUAACCAGUACUCUGUUAGCAUCUUUCUGCCUCUUAGUACUCUCAGACCUUAUUUUGUCUGCCACUGGUUUGACAUAUAGUUUGUUUUCAUAAACAAAUAAACCUUCCCAUACUAGGAUCAGGAAAAGGAAGUCACGUUGCAUAUCUUUAAUAGAAGCACGAAUGCGGAAACUUGUGGCAUGAUGCCAUUGGGGUGGGUAUAUUUUUCCUGCCCUGACAGUUAAAAAAAAAAUUAAAAUAACUUCAAAAAACUGAGCCUUAAACAAGAGUAAAAGGGAAAAUAAAUAUUUCCCAACUCACACAGCAUAAGCAAUGUUUGUUAGCAACACGAUACAGUUCUUAAACACAAUGAAAAGUAUUAUCUAUUAUUUUCUGAUGUAAAGAAUGUUAAACUAUUCAACAAAAAAUAAAUUCUAUAUUUCUAAAUGCCUCUCUUUUUUUCCCUCUCCUCUCGAACUGCCUAAUUUCUUUAAGUAGGUAGGAUUACUUUUCCUCAAUUAAAAAAAAUUACUUGUUUUGGGUUUAGGCAGAACCUUGGGACAGCCUUGGUAGAGAAUUCUUGUGUGUGUAUUCAGUGUAAAGAAGUUACACCCAUCUUCUUAGUCUGUUCAGUACAAGCAGGGACAUCUGCUGCAGACUCUUCCUUUGGCCACUUUGUAAAGGCCGUGACUGUGGUUAUUUGGAGAUGGACUUUUGAGAGCUCAUCUAUUAACCACACAGAGGCAUCACACCAUACUCCUGGGUAUGCCACCUUUUCUAGCUUGAUCUCAGAAUAAGUUUUUGGGCACCUUAUUGCAUGGAAAUUUAUUUCACCUACUUCAAGAAUCCUUCCUGUUUUUUCUUUUAUCUCGAGCUUUAGCUCUAGUUAAUCCAGAAAGCUGAUUUGUAUGAGGGAGGAGUUAAUACAAAUGGAAUUAAUUCAAUUCAACAAAUAUUAAGUACUUAUAUGGCCGUAAAUUAUUUUUCACUUAAAUUAAAAAAAAAUCAAAUAGAGAAGCUUAUACCAGAAAUCAAAGUUGUUCAGGUCCUCCUUUUGGUUUCUAAUGAAAGCAUUUAUUAAGUGAUGAUGUGCAGAGCACUGUGCUAAGUCCUGGACUGUAAGCAGAAAAGCAUUCUCUGAUCUUAAGCAGCUUACUGACUUUCUAAGAGAGGGAGACAACGCAGAUUUCAGCCUCAAGUCAGAUAGAAAGUCCCUGUGGUCUUUAGGUUGCAGGAUGGUAAAAUGUCUUAUUUACCAUCAUUUCCUUGAAUAAAGUCAAAUCUGUUGCUGAAAUUGUGUCCUUUGACAGCGCAAAGCACUUUAGUGAUGAAAACUUUGCUGGGUCUUUAGUAAGAGGCUUCUGGGACAAUUGCCAGGUCACAUCACAAGGGUUGUUUCUCCAGAAAAUGGCUGGCUAAAUGAGCCUGUCUGGAAAUACGGCUGGUGCAGGGAGAGGGUUGCAGUGUUAUUCCUGGGGCUCUAGGGCUUUAUUUGCCCACUGGUGGCCGUUGGUUUUGGUGGCAAAGGGGAUGGUGAGCCUGUUUUUCUUUUUUUUUUUUAACCACUGAGAAGCUGACAGGUUCAUUGACUGACUUUCUCUGUAGCUUUUGCUAUGCUCAGUCGGUGAUAGCUGCUUGCACCGGGUUGGAAGUAGGAAUUGGGGAGAGAGGAAGACGUGGCUCUUGGCCUGAGGGUACUGGGCUGUCUCUAUUGGGAACAAAGCAACUAUGAGGUUUCACCUCAUACCCAUCUGAUUGAGAAAGAUAACAAAAGAGGAAAAUGACAAAUGUUGGAGAGGCUGCAGGAAAACCGUCGUAGUAAUGAAGUGCUGGUGAAUCUAUGAAUUUUUCCAGUUAUUCUGGAAAGCUAUUUGGGACUAUGUCCUCCAAAUCACUAAAUUAGACAUACCCUUUGACCCAGCCAUUAUUAGGACUAUACCCAUCUCCCCAAAAAAAAGGAAAAAAAAGAAAAAGGACCUGUAUGUACAAAAAUAUUUUAUCUCUUUUCAUAGUAGCCUCAAAAUGGAAACUAAUGGAGUUCCCACCUAUCAGGGAAUGGCUAAAUAACGUGUUUUUUUUAAUAUGAUGGACUAUUAUUGCACUAUAAGACAUGGGGAAAUGGACAAUUUCAGAGGAAACUGGCAAGACAGUUGUAAAGUAAGCAUAAUUAGGGAAACAAUUUAUACAAUGACAACAACAUUCUAAAGAAAAAACAAGUUUGAAAGACUUUAGAACUGUGAUCAAUGCAAUGACAAGUCACAAUUCCAGAGGACAGAAGAGGAAGUAAAUUACCCACCUCCUACCAGAGAGGUGAUAGAUGUAAAAUGCUGAAUGAGAUGUAUUUUUUGGAUAUGGCCAAUGUGGGAAUUUAUUGUCCUUGACUAUGCACAUUUUAAAUGAGGGUUUUAUUUUUCUAUUAUAAUUGUUCAAUUGUGGGGGUUAGGGGAGGGAGAUAAUAGGAGGGAGAGAAAAUACUUGUAAAAAAUAAAAAUAAAAAUUUUUCAAUAAAAUUGAAAAUUAAGUUACUUGUAAA